Messenger RNA from Salmo salar (Atlantic salmon), 1302 nucleotides. RefSeq names its product fibrinogen-like protein 1. Lineage: Eukaryota; Metazoa; Chordata; Actinopteri; Salmoniformes; Salmonidae. Gene Ontology annotation, biological process: regulation of immune response; negative regulation of T cell activation. The record is from RefSeq and is a predicted model, not a curated record.
CUCAUCUGCCUCACUAACCAGACUCAGGGCCAGAAAACACCUUUAGUUGUUCAAGGGACACAUUGCACACAGAUCAAAACUCUCUCCCCUCGAACCACCAGUGGAGUUUAUGUCAUUCAGCCUGCAGGAGUCACAUCCCCCUUUAAGGUGUUUUGUGAAAUGCUGGUGGACGGAGGCUGGACAGUCUUUCAGAGGCGCUCUGGGGCAGAGGUUCUUUUCAACAAGAAGUGGGCCAAGAAUGAACAAGGCUUUGGAAAUCGACAGAAGGACCACUGGCUGGGUCUGAGUAAGGUGUUUGCUCUAACAAAGGGCAGGGGGCGGAGAUCGACCAUGCGGGUCGACCUGUGGGACUUUGAAGGGGGCACUGCCUUCGCUGAGUACAGUGACUUCCGUCUGGGCACGGAGAAGGAGAGCUACAAGCUGAACGUUGGGGCCUACAGGGGCAACGCAGGUGAUGCCAUCCGUGGGAAAUACGCCGGCAUUGACCAAAAGGGCUUUGGCUUCAGCACAACCGACAAGGACAAUGAUGGCUGCUCGCCCUGCAUCUUUGGCGACAUCGCCGAGAACACGUGCAGCUUCUCGGAGGGAGGAGGAGGGUGGUGGUACAGUCGCUGUGGCUCUGCCAGCCUGAACGGAGACUGGCACCCCGCCGGCAAACAGAUCGGCUGGGCCUCCGGCCUCCACUGGGAGACCUGGAAAGGACCUGUAUAUCUAAUGUGAACAGUUUAAAGUGUUUGACAUAACUUAUAGUCUGGAAUGUUGAUAUUGUAUGCGUUUUCAAAUAUAAUUAUCUUUAGAACAUUUGUUUAGCACACACUUAGCCCAUACUCAAUAAAGUUCAGACAACAUUAUUUUGCCCUGUAAACAUGCUUUAAUUCACACAUUCAAAGCUCUGUGUUUUAAAGUGAAAUAAAAAGUUGUACUUAUUGCAUAUGAUAUCAUUCAUUGUUUCUCAUCAUAGAGUAAAUAGGUUGUUUUCCUACCCUAGAAGCCUGGUUUCUAGCUUUGAUUGAAUAGGGAUAUUUAGCUUUGUUACACAUUGCUACAUUAAUCCCAGGGCUCACUUGAAAAAGAGAUCUCAAUGUGACUGAUCAUGGUUAAAUAAAGCAUAAAAAGAAUGAAGGCUUCAACUUUGAACAGAUUAUGAUUAACAAAUCAACAUACCCUGCUGUGCCUACUACAACUCUUUGAACAUGAUGUGACAUUUCGGAUAAAGCAGAACAAUUAGAAGAAAGUAUUCGUCAACAAUUGAAUUUCUGUUUCAAAUAAAUGAAGCCCACUUUGUCACCUGUAGGACUCUCA